Molecule: messenger RNA, 153 nt
Organism: Entrophospora sp. SA101
Lineage: Eukaryota; Fungi; Glomeromycota; Glomeromycetes; Entrophosporales; Entrophosporaceae
Source: the annotation of a GenBank genome assembly
AUGUCAGAUACAUUGACUAUUGAUCAAAUAAGAUCUAAAUUGAGAGCAGGAGAACUAUUUUUAAAAGAGAAGCAAGGAGGAAGAAGUGAUGUUUGGGCGACAGGAUUUCUUGUGUAUGAUGUUUUCCUAAGUUCUGGUCUUAGUAUUAGGUGA